AUGCGCGAUGGAUCUCAAGAUGCGUUAAAAAAAAUUAAACAACUCUUCCCCAUCAAACAAUCUGCCGAUGUAAGUUGUGCAACCAAUAUCUUCACAGAAACAAAGGAUAUCAGCACUGGUAAUUUGAAAAGUGCUGAUGGCAAUGACGACGUUAAACAUGCGAAAAUGAAUGAUUUUUUAAAAGAGAAACUGACCAAGGUUGGUUCGAUAAAUCCAGUGGAAGAUUUUCAUGAAUUGAUCCUUCACGACAGCAAUUUAUUUCAAACUGCCUGUGAACAAUUACAAAGUCAGAUAGAACAGCUUAUUGUUGAUUCAUUUGGUUCUGACCUUUAUAACAAAGCUGUUAAUUGCAUUACAGCCCUCAGAGUGCAGUGUAUUAAGAAUUUGUCGGCAGAAAAAUACAAUAACUUUUUGAAAUCCCUCAAAAAGUUCAUUAUUGACAAACAGAGAGUUAACUUUUGGUCAGAGAUUAAGACAAGUAAUUUGGGGUUGAUAAAAUCGACUGAGUGUGAAUCUAGCUCGGUUGAUGAUGCAAAAGCUGAAGAAUUUUUGAUGAUGAAUGAGAAAAACGAAAAUGAAAACCAAGAUGCCGACAACCUGCUUCAAGAGUUGGAAUAAUUUUUGUCAUCAUGGUGGUUGCUUAAACAACGCUAAUGAAAUGAUAUAAACUGUAAAAAACAGCAUUUAAAAUAUAUAGUUAGUUGUGUAUAUUGUAACGUAAUAAGUGUUGCAUAUUUGUUUUGUUAAUGUUGACCUAUCGACAAUAUAAAUAAGUUUAAAUGGGAACUUCUGCUACACAAAUAAUCAGGCACUAUGACGAAUAUUUAAUACGCCGUCUUACGUACGGUAAAUUAGUGGACAGUUUUUAUGGAUUUCCAUGAAAUUUAGAUCCUGUUUUCCCUUUGUUUGCAACGUCACUGAAAUUUAAACAUUUCUUGUUACAUGAAGUUCAUCUAGUUUGUUUCUUUAUAGUUUCUGCUAAUUAUUCAUUGUUCUAAAAUUUGUUAAGAUUUUCAAAAUUUUCAUUCAAAUUGUGUAUUAGUGAAUAAAUGUAGAUAAAGAUC
Molecule: messenger RNA, 1064 nt
Organism: Helobdella robusta
Lineage: Eukaryota; Metazoa; Annelida; Clitellata; Rhynchobdellida; Glossiphoniidae
Exons: 7
Coding region: 1-618 (205 amino acids)
Source: RefSeq, a predicted model, not a curated record